GGCCAACCAAUUCAACCCAGCCCAGCCGCCUUCCAUCCCGCGUCCCGGAGGAGUUCCUCGACGGCACACCGAGAUCCUGCAGAUGACAAGGAUCUGAGGGCUGAUCUUCAAAGCUAAUAUCUACCCUAUCCGAUAUCCAUCUUGCCCCCACAAACCCCUUCCUAGAUAGGAGUGGUUGAAUCAGACAGUCUCAAUGCCUAAGAGCAGCAAAGUGACCCAGCGGGAACAAAGCACUGAGCCUGUCACUGAAUCAGUGGCUGACCUACUGGCCCUUGAAGAGCCUGUUGACUAUAGACACAGUGCCUUAAAUGUGGCUGCAGAAAACUGGAACAAACAGCAGGAUGGAGAGGAAGCUGGUGAAGACAGGCCAGCAUGGAAUAGCAAACUACAGUACAUUUUGGCUCAGAUUGGCUACUCUGUGGGGCUGGGGAAUGUCUGGCGGUUUCCAUAUUUGUGUCAGAAGAAUGGUGGAGGUGCCUAUCUGGUUCCAUAUCUGGUAUUGCUCAUCCUCAUUGGACUCCCUCUCUUCUUUCUGGAGUUGGCUGUCGGCCAGAGGAUCCGCCGGGGCAGUAUAGGAGUGUGGAAUUAUGUCUGCCCUCGGUUGGGGGGCAUUGGAUUUGCCAGCUGUCUUGUCUGCUUGUUUGUAGGGCUCUAUUACAAUGUGAUCAUAGGGUGGAGCAUCUUUUACUUUUUUAAAUCCUUCCAGUACCCUUUGCCUUGGAGUGAGUGCCCCAUCGUAAAGAAUGGCACAGUGGCAAUGGUGGAACCAGAAUGUGACAAAAGCUCUGCUACUACUUUCUUCUGGUACCGGGAUGCCCUGGACAUUUCCAAUUCCAUUUCAGAGAGUGGUGGGCUGAACUGGAGAAUGACACUAUGCCUGCUAGCAGCUUGGAGCAUUGUGGGGUUGGCCAUGAUCAAAGGAAUUCAGUCUUCAGGGAAGGUGAUGUAUUUCAGCUCUCUCUUUCCUUACGUGGUGCUGAUCUGUUUCCUGGUCCGGGGAUUGCUCUUAAGGGGGGCAAUAGAUGGGAUUCUGCACAUGUUAACUCCCAAGCUUGAUAAAAUGUUGGAUCUGCAGGUGUGGCGAGAAGCAGCCACUCAGGUCUUCUUUGCCCUAGGUCUGGGCUUUGGUGGAGUUAUUGCUUUCUCCAGUUACAACAAGCAGGACAAUAACUGCCACUUUGAUGCAGCCCUUGUCUCCUUCAUCAACUUCUUCACUUCCAUCUUGGCCACGCUGGUAGUCUUUGCUGUGCUGGGCUUCAAAGCCAAUGUCAUGAAUGAGAAGUGUGUGAUUGAGAAUGCUGAGAAGAUUCUGGGUUAUCUGAACACCAAUAUCCUGAGCCACGCGCUUAUUCCUCCCCAAGUGAACUUCUCCCAUCUCACGGCCAAAGACUACAGUGAGAUGUAUGGUGUGAUAAAGACAGUAAAGAAGGAUCAUUUCCAGAAACUGGGGCUGGAUCCUUGUCUAUUGGAAGAUGAGCUUAACAAGUCAGUGCAGGGAACUGGCCUUGCAUUCAUAGCUUUCACGGAAGCAAUGACCCACUUUCCAGCUUCUCCUUUCUGGUCAGUGAUGUUCUUCCUGAUGCUGAUAAACCUGGGCUUGGGGAGUAUGAUUGGGACCAUGGCUGGCAUCACCACACCCAUCAUUGACAUGUUCAAAGUGCGCAAGGAAGCAUUAACAGUUGGCUGUUGUAUUUUUGCUUUCUUCGUGGGGUUGAUCUUUGUGCAACGCUCAGGCAACUACUUUGUCAACAUGUUUGAUGAUUACUCUGCAACUCUGCCACUCACUCUUGUUGUAAUCCUGGAGAACAUUGCUGUGGCUUGGAUUUAUGGCACCAAGAAAUUCAUGCAAGAAUUAACAGAGAUGCUGGGUUUCCAGCCUUACCGGUUUUAUUUCUACACGUGGAAGUACAUCUCGCCCAUUUGCAUGGCUGGCCUAAUGACAGCCAGUGUGAUUCAGCUGGCAGUCAGUCCUCCAGGGUAUAAUGCCUGGAUCAGAGAAGAGGCAGCCGAGAAAUUUCUCUAUUACCCCAAAUGGGCUAUGGGUGUCCUUGUCUUGCUGAUCAUCCUGGCCACCCUUCCUCUGCCAGUUGUCUUCAUCCUCCGCCAGUUUCAUCUGGUAUCAGAUGGUUCGAAUGCCCUGUCUGUCACAUACAAGAAGGGGCGUAUGAUGAAGGACAUCUCCAACUUAGAAGACAAUGAUGAGACACGCUUCAUCUUGAGUAAAGUACCUAGUGAGACCCCUUCCCCAAUGCCUACACAUCGUUCUUAUCUGGGCCCAGGGAGCACAUCCCCAAUGGAGAUGAGCAGUGUUGCCAAUGGACGCUAUAGUAGUGGGUACCUUACGGCUACCACUCCUGAAUCCGAACUGUGACCUUCAACCAGCAACCUCCCCUGCUUCCUGGGUAAAGGAGAGAAGGUCAUAGAGAAGGAUCCUGUGCUUGAGAACCCCUUCCCAGAAUUUACAGCAGAGAUGGAGGAGCCAGAAAAUGUCGAGAGAGUGUAAAGGUGGGAAGGGGCCUUCUCCAGCUGAAAUACCGGAUCCCUCCUCAGUGAAUAACAGUAAUAAGACAUUGCAAUAAAUUUCAUGGGCAUAAGGAAAAUUUUAGCCAGUUGCUAUUGAAAAACACAAAUUGUUCAUGCUUAAGCAGUCAGAGGCUAGAAAAGGGAGAUAAAAUAAGGCAACAGCCAAAGAAAAGAUUUUGUGCUUUCUGGAUUUCUCUCCUUGUUCAUCCCUUUCCUCUAGUGGGGAAAAGAGAUUUGUCUCAUUCCACUGAGUAUGUCUAAUAAUCUCCAUUCAUAGCACAAGGAAUACUCUCGUGAUAUGGAUUCCACCAGACCACCUGUGGUUUGACACUCUGAUAAUAUCCAAAUUGCACACCCUUGGUGAAUGCUUCUUACAAGUCUGGGCCAAGAUAUAUCUUAUGUAGACAGCACAUACAAUGCCUGGCGAUGCCAUCAUGUGAUAUCUGCCACGUCAUUGCUGAUGUUGGAUCAAAACCUGUAAGAAUCAAGGGAAUCUUGUUUCAGUGAAGUUUGCAUUGUUAUGUUUGCUAGUGUUACUCACAGUG
This is a messenger RNA of Rhineura floridana, 3068 nucleotides long. It is a transcript of the gene SLC6A17, whose product is annotated as solute carrier family 6 member 17. Gene Ontology annotation, cellular component: membrane; synaptic vesicle. NCBI's taxonomy places the organism in Eukaryota, Metazoa, Chordata, Lepidosauria, Squamata, Rhineuridae. The transcript is spliced from 12 exons. Gene Ontology annotation, biological process: L-leucine transport; alanine transport; sodium ion transmembrane transport. Bases 194 to 2371 code for a protein of 725 amino acids. The record is from RefSeq and is a predicted model, not a curated record.